UUACCACGUGGGUUUGUUUACAAACAAACUGAAUGAGAGACUUCGAACACAAGGUCAACAGUUCCAACAAGUGGUUGUUAAUGUAGUCAUGUUCCUGUUCCAGAAAUCCAUCAAAUCAUGGAGUCUACUUUUAAGUUCACCAAUAAUGAACAUAAGGAAGAUGUCCACAGAACAAUUACUACCAAUUCUGACAUUAUAUACCAAAGAAAAUUGUUCCCUCUGUGAUGACGCAUUGGAGGUUCUUAGACCAUACAAGCACAGGUUUCAGCUAGAACAGGUGGACAUUAAGAAAAAGGAAAACAAAGAUUGGUUUAAUAAAUACAGAUAUGACAUUCCUGUGUUUCAUUUUAAUGGAAAGUUUUUAAUGAAACAUAGAGUAGACUUACAAGUAUUUGAGAAAGCACUUAAAGAAUUUAAUGAUGCUAAAACCUGAAAUUAUAUGGUUUAUAUUAUAUAAACUUUUGAUUCUCAA
This is a messenger RNA of Mytilus trossulus (common blue mussel), 472 nucleotides long. Its product is annotated as glutaredoxin-like protein C5orf63 homolog. Bases 89 to 433 code for a protein of 114 amino acids. The record is from RefSeq and is a predicted model, not a curated record. Lineage: Eukaryota; Metazoa; Mollusca; Bivalvia; Mytilida; Mytilidae. The transcript is spliced from 3 exons.